GUCCUCCUUCUCAGGCGGUCCUUCGCGGCGUCCCCGGGGCCGACUCCCGAGCGCAGGCGGGUGGCCUGGCGGGCUGCGCGGCGCGGGCCGGCGGGAAGCGUAUUCUGGGCACGGGGUGCCGGGCCAGCCGGCCGCGCCGAACGGCAGUAGUGGGAAGCCACCCAAGGCCUCGCGCGGCGCCGCCCGUCGAGGGGCGGGCGGCGGCAGACAACCGGGCCGUCGAAGAGUUCAGGAGGCCGGUGGGCCGGGCCGCGCGGCGCAGCCAUGCCAGGCUUUACGUGUUGCGUGCCGGGCUGCUACAACAACUCGCACCGGGACAAGGCUCUCCAUUUCUACACGUUCCCCAAGGACGCUGAGUUGCGGCGCCUCUGGCUCAAGAACGUGUCUCGUGCUGGCGUCAGUGGAUGCUUCUCCACCUUCCAGCCCACCACGGGUCACCGUCUCUGCAGCGUCCACUUCCAGGGCGGCCGCAAGACCUACACGGUACGCGUCCCCACCAUCUUCCCGCUGCGCGGCGUUAACGAGCGCAAAGUAGCACGCAGACCCGCGGGGGCCGCAGCCGCCCGCCGCAGGCAGCAGCAGCAGCAGCAGCAACAGCAGCAGCAACAGCAGCAUCCGCCGCCGCCGACAGCCUCGACUGCCCAGACCGCCCAGCUGCAGCCGAACCUGGUGUCUGCCUCUGCGGCUGUGCUCCUCACUCUUCAGGCGGCUGUGGACAGCAGCCAGGCUCCUGGAUCCGUGCAGCAGGCACCCACUACUCCCACCGGAGAUGAUGUGAAGCCCAUCGAUCUGACGGUGCAAGUAGAGUUCGCGGCCGCAGAGGGCGCAGCCGCCGCAGCUGCCGCGUCGGAGCUGGAGGCUGCCACCGCCGGGCUGGAGGCUGCCGAGUGCCCGAUGGGCCCCCAGUUGGUGGUAGUGGGGGAAGAGGGCUUCCCUGAUACUGGCUCCGACCACUCGUACUCGUUGUCGUCAGGCACCACGGAGGAGGAGCUCCUGCGCAAGCUGAACGAGCAGCGGGACAUCCUGGCGCUGAUGGAGGUGAAGAUGAAGGAGAUGAAGGGCAGCAUCCGCCACCUGCGUCUCACCGAGGCCAAGCUGCGCGAAGAGCUCCGAGAGAAGGAUCGGCUGCUGGCCAUGUCUGUCAUCCGCAAGAAGCACGGAAUGUGAACGGGUUCCCCUGGGAUUCCCCGGGCCCUGCCAGCCCAGGAGGCCUGCAGGCCGCCAUUGCGAACUCGCCUAUACUCCUGGGACACUGGUUGACUGUACUGAGGCUUAGGGCAGCUGGACUGUUGCUGGUGACCUGGCACCCUCGUGUUUCCUUUUGAAGUCUGGGACCUUGGACUCUGCUCUGGUGACACCAGCAAUUAAUGACUUUGACUCCCCCCACAUCCCCGUCUCCAGUUAACGUUGUGGGUUCUGGUUAAGCAGAGGCUUAGGAACCACUGAACUUGAAACUUACCCCGUAGGGAUGCAGGUGGGAUGCCCAAGGACUAUGGUUUUGGGAAGACAACACCUUGAGGUUUGCCAGCAAUCAGAGACAGCUCUUCUGUGUGUAGUGAUAAGGGAGCCAAGUGACAUCAGUUCUCCUUUUCAUGCUUUUCUUUCCCAGGUGCAGCCUGUGAUUCUGAUGGGAGCUGGCAGAUCUGUGCCUCUGCCUCCUAGGACCUCCCUCUCCAGGAGGCCAUCUAUAAGGGGAUCUAGGUGACAUGCUGAUGGAGAUCCAGCUUGCCAGGGACUUAGGUUUAUCUUGUUAUGUUUGCUACUGGUUACAAAUUCUAUUUUCUGUACAAUUAGUCAGACUAAAGUUUUCACUGUGUUUGUUUGGCAAAAUGAAUUAAACAGAAGGUAAGGUUUGUA
Molecule: messenger RNA, 1857 nt
Organism: Eptesicus fuscus (big brown bat)
Lineage: Eukaryota; Metazoa; Chordata; Mammalia; Chiroptera; Vespertilionidae
Gene: THAP11
Product: THAP domain containing 11
Exons: 1
Coding region: 265-1167 (300 amino acids)
Biological process (GO): regulation of transcription by RNA polymerase II
Cellular component (GO): nucleoplasm
Molecular function (GO): RNA polymerase II cis-regulatory region sequence-specific DNA binding
Source: RefSeq, a predicted model, not a curated record